UCCAAGUUGUAGAAACAUCUCCAAGGUUGAUCAAUGGAAACAGGAUGCAUAAGAACACCCAUGCCAAUAUAUCCUCUGAACAGCAGCUUCUCUGGUGUUAGCACUUAAUAUGCAUCUUAAUAUAAUUUUUGUGUUUACACCGCUACUGUUUAUUUCUAAGACAACACUAUAGCAGCCUCCUACUGUAUAAUGAUUACAAAUACUCAUUGUUAUCCAUAUCAAUAAUACGAUUGUAAUGCAUACACUUCAAUUCAAUCAUAUGAAUUAGAUGAAUGUAAUAGUUUGGAACCGUAUUGUUUCCAGUAUAGUUUGAUGUUUAUAAUCAGUUUAACAACGCACCUCCAAUGGUGUGACAUGGAAUGUUACUUGUGAAAUGUACGCAUUUAACUGGUAAUAUGUCUGGCAAAGCCAAACAGUUACUUUACUUAUCAUGUUGCCUUAGUUUUAUAUUUAUUGUAUUCCCUCUGAGACAUGUUUACAUUUACUUUUUAUUUUGUAAAAAGGUGGCUGUAAUUGAAGAUUUGUGUUCAAUUAAACGUGUCCUGUCAUAUUUAUGUACACAACUGCAAUGCACACAUGGUGAGAUUUCAAUCCGUACACACAUUUUUCUAUAAAGAUAGGAACUAGUGUUGUGUGGUCAUUAGUUCUUGCCGAAUUCAGUUUAGCUGCUCACGUUGGUCGAAUGGAUGUCUGCGAAAUGAUUGAAUGAAAAUAACUAAAGCCAGUUAUUAUUUUUUUGCAAUUGGAGCGUAUGAAUUAUGCUGUAAUAAAAGUGAAAGGCAAGACUAACUGGAAACUAUCGUAGCUUAUUCAUGAUAGGUAGGUUUAUGUGAUAAAAUACUGGAACACCUUGAAGCUAAGCUAGCUAACAGACGCGAGUGGAGCAUUAAUUAGCAAGUGCUGAGGGCUUGCAGGAUGUAUGCCGUAUACCGCCAAGCCCACUCCCCCACCGCCAUCGAGUUCUCUGUCUACUGUAACUUCAUCUCCAACGUGGAGAAAAACCUGGUCGUCGCUGGAACAUCUCAGCUUUACGUCUACAGGAUCAUUCACGAUGUGGAGAAUGCCUCAAAGACAGACAAAUCACCAGAUGUCAAGAGUCGUAAGGAGAAGUUGGAGCAGGUGGCUUGUUUCUCCUUGUUCGGUAACGUCAUGUCUAUGGCCUCUGUUCAGCUAGUAGGAGCCAACAGAGACGCUCUCCUGCUUAGUUUCAAAGAUGCUAAGCUGUCAGUGGUGGAGUAUGAUCCAGGAACACAUGAUCUGAAGACUCUCUCGCUUCACUUCUUUGAGGAGCCAGAGCUGAGGGACGGGUUUGUCCAGAACCUGCACAUCCCCAUGGUCCGUGUGGACCCAGAGAACCGCUGUGCUGUGAUGCUGGUGUAUGGAACUCAGCUGGUGGUGCUGCCAUUCAGAAAGGACACACUUACUGACGAACAGGAGGGAGUAGUGGAAGGGCCCAAGUCGAGCUUUCUUCCCAGCUACAUCAUAGAUGUCCGUGAGUUGGAUGAGAAGCUUCUGAACAUCGUAGAUAUGAAGUUCCUCCACGGUUAUUAUGAGCCCACAUUGCUCAUCCUGUAUGAGCCCAACCAGACGUGGCCUGGGCGUGUAGCAGUGAGACAGGACACAUGCAGUAUCGUAGCCAUCUCUCUCAACAUCAUGCAGAAGGUUCAUCCUGUCAUCUGGUCCCUCGGCAACCUGCCCUUUGACUGCACACAGGUCAUGGCUGUUCCCAAGCCCAUCGGUGGUGUGGUGGUGUUUGCUGUCAACUCCCUGUUAUACCUCAACCAGAGUGUUCCUCCAUAUGGCGUGUCACUCAACACACAGACCACAGGGACCACCGCCUUCCCCCUGCGUAUACAGGAGGAGGUGAAAAUCACUCUAGAUUGUUCCCAGUCCUCCUUCAUUGGCUCUGACAAGAUGGUCAUCUCUCUGAAAGGAGGAGAGAUCUAUGUGUUGACCCUGAUCACUGAUGGCAUGAGGAGUGUCCGGGCCUUCCACAUGGACAAGGCUGCUGCCAGCGUCCUCACCACCUGUAUGAUGACCAUGGAGCCUGGGUAUCUGUUCCUGGGGUCCCGGUUGGGAAACAGCCUCUUGCUGAAAUACACAGAGAAGUACCAGGAGAAUCCAGAGAAACCACCAGUGGAGGAGGACAAAGAGAAGGAAGAGGAUACCGAUGAGGAGAAGCAGGAGGAGCCUCCUAGUAAAAAGAAGAGGGGUGAUUCCUCUACCAAGUUGACAGCUGGUAAGAACCAACUGCCUGAUGAGGUGGAUGAAAUUGAGGUGUACGGGAGCGAGGCGGCAUCUGGCACACAGUUGGCCACCUACUCCUUUGAGGUGUGUGACAGCAUACUGAACAUCGGACCUUGUGCUGGUGCGUCCAUGGGGGAGCCAGCCUUCCUCUCUGAAGAGUUCCAGACCAACCCAGAACCUGACUUGGAGAUAGUGGUGUGUUCUGGCUUUGGGAAGAACGGAGGUCUGUCUGUGCUUCAGAGAAGCAUCCGACCCCAGGUGGUCACCACCUUUGAGCUGCCAGGUUGCCAUGACAUGUGGACUGUCAUCUCCAAUGAGGUCAAGGAGAAAGUCAAAGAGAAAGACAAGCCCCCUGCAGCUGAGGGAGAAGGUGAGACCCCUGAGGAAGAAGAGGAGAAGGCGGAGCCUGCGCCAGUGGAGGACGAUAAGAAAAAACAUGGCUUCCUGAUUCUCAGCAGAGAGGACUCCACCAUGAUCCUGCAGACGGGCCAGGAGAUCAUGGAGCUGGACACCAGUGGUUUCGCCACCCAGGGGCCCACUGUGUUCGCUGGGAACAUCGGAGACAACAAAUACAUCAUCCAGGUCUCCCCCAUGGGCAUACGGCUACUGGAAGGAGUGACCCAGCUGCACUUCAUCCCGGUGGACCUGGGUUCUCCCAUAGUGCAGUGCUCUGUAGCGGACCCCUAUGUGGUCAUCAUGACGGCAGACGGAGUGGUCACCAUGUUUGUCCUGAAGACCGACUCCUACAUGGGCAAGACCCACCGCCUGGCCCUGCAGAAACCACAGAUAGCUGCUCAACCCCGUGUGAUCACGCUGUGUGCGUUCCGUGACGUCAGCGGGAUGUUCACCACAGAGAACAAGCAGACCUGUCACACUGAGGAUCAAGACAGCAUGUUCAAGAGCCAAUCAGAGACCGAGACCAUUCUACAGGACCUCAGUAACACAGUGGAUGAUGAGGAGGAGAUGUUGUAUGGAGACUGUAACCCAGCAGGCAUCACCCCCACCAAAGACGAGUCCCACCCCGGCUACCGCCUCUCCUCUGGGGCCCUGGGUGGGGGCUCCGAGGGGAGGUUGGGACGAGCUGAACCUACACACUGGUGCAUGAUGGUCCGCGAGAACGGCGUCAUGGAGAUCUACCAGCUACCUGACUGGAGACUGGUGUUCCUGGUCAAGAACUUCCCUGUUGGCCAGAGAGUGUUGGUUGACAGCUCUGCCGGCCAAUCAGCAGCCCAGGGUGAGGGGAAAAAGGAGGAAGUGACACGACAAGGAGAGAUCCCAUUGGUCAAAGAGGUGGCCCUGGUGUCGCUCGGCAACAACCACUGCAGGCCCUACCUGCUGGUCCAUGUUGAACAGGAGCUUCUGAUCUAUGAAGCGUUCCCAUAUGACCAGCAGCAGCAUCAGAGCAACCUGAAGGUCCGCUUCAAGAAGAUGCCCCACAACAUCAACUUCCGGGAGAAGAAGUCGAAGGUGAAGAAAGAUAAGAAGGCGGAGGGUCAGGUUGGUCUCAGCGAGGAGGGGCCAACGGUGGUCAAAGGUCGCGUGGCCAGGUUCAGAUACUUUGAGGAUAUCUCUGGCUACUCUGGGGUGUUCAUCUGUGGCCCCUCCCCUCACUGGAUGCUGGUGACGUCACGGGGGGCGAUGAGGCUCCACCCCAUGACGAUUGACGGACCAAUCGAGUCCUUCUCCCCCUUCCACAACAUCAACUGCCCUAAAGGUUUCCUCUACUUCAACAAGCAGGGCGAGCUGAGGAUCAGUGUUCUACCCACGUACCUGUCGUAUGACGCCCCCUGGCCAGUCAGGAAGAUUCCUCUGAGGUGCACCGUUCACUAUGUGUCCUACCAUGUGGAGUCCAAGGUGUAUGCAGUGUGCACCAGCGUGAAGGACCCCUGCACUCGCAUCCCCAGAAUGACCGGAGAGGAGAAGGAGUUUGAGACCAUAGACAGAGACGAACGCUACAUUCCUCCUCAGCAGGAGAAUUUCUCCAUUCAGCUCAUAUCUCCUGUCAGCUGGGAGGCCAUCCCUAACACACGGAUUGACCUGGAGGAGUGGGAACAUGUGACUUGUAUGAAGACUGUGGCGUUGAGGAGUCAGGAGACGGUGUCUGGGCUGAAGGGAUACAUAGCUGCCGGGACUUGUCUCAUGCAGGGGGAGGAGGUCACCUGUAGGGGCCGGAUCCUGAUCCUGGAUGUGAUUGAGGUGGUCCCGGAACCGGGUCAGCCCCUGACGAAGAACAAAUUCAAGGUUCUGUAUGAGAAGGAGCAGAAGGGACCAGUCACAGCUCUGUGUCACUGCAGCGGAUACUUGGUCUCUGCAAUCGGACAGAAGAUCUUUCUGUGGAGUCUGAAGGACAACGACUUGACAGGCAUGGCCUUCAUCGACACCCAGCUUUACAUCCACCAGAUGUUUAGCAUCAAGAACUUUAUCCUGGCAGCUGACGUCAUGAAGAGCAUCUCUCUGCUCAGAUACCAGCCUGAGAGUAAGACGUUGUCGCUAAUUAGCAGGGACGCCAAGCCUCUGGAGGUCUACAGCGUAGAGUUUAUGGUGGAUAACAACCAGCUGGGAUUCCUGGUGUCAGACCGAGACCAGAAUCUGUCGGUGUACAUGUAUCUGCCUGAAGCUAAGGAGAGUUUCGGAGGCAUGCGUCUGCUGAGGAGGGCAGACUUCAACGUGGGAGCUCAUGUCAACGCCUUCUGGAGGAUGCCCUGUCGAGGGGCACUGGACACAGCUAACAAGAAGACCCUGGCCUGGGACAACAAACACAUCACAUGGUUUGCAACUCUGGAUGGAGGCCUCGGGCUGCUGCUGCCCAUGCAGGAGAAGACCUACCGCAGAUUGCUGAUGUUGCAAAACGCUCUUACCACAAUGCUGCCACACCACGCAGGAUUAAACCCCAAGGCAUUCAGGAUGUUGCAUGCUGACCGGCGGCAGCUCCAGAACGCGGUGCGAAACAUUCUGGAUGGAGAGCUGCUCAACAAGUACCUGUACCUCAGCACCAUGGAGCGUAGUGAAUUGGCCAAGAAGAUUGGCACCACCUCUGAUAUAGUCUUGGAUGAUCUUCUUGAAGUUGACAGGGUGACUGCUCAUUUCUGAGAGCAGCAUCCUUGACCACACCCCCUCAGCAUGUGAGACCCAGGGUCUUCCCCCAUUUUUUAUAUUAAAUGAAAAGGAGGCUUUUUGGUAUCUAUUUUCUGUAUGAAAAUGUAAGUUUGUGUUUAAUCAUGUUUCUUAGAAUAUUUUUUUCAACAAAAUAUGAUAAAUUCUGAAAUGUAUGGGUCUUUAUAAAAUGUUAUAUCCA
Molecule: messenger RNA, 5542 nt
Organism: Salvelinus sp. IW2-2015
Lineage: Eukaryota; Metazoa; Chordata; Actinopteri; Salmoniformes; Salmonidae
Product: cleavage and polyadenylation specificity factor subunit 1
Cellular component (GO): mRNA cleavage and polyadenylation specificity factor complex; nucleus
Molecular function (GO): protein binding; nucleic acid binding
Source: RefSeq, a predicted model, not a curated record